Molecule: messenger RNA, 750 nt
Organism: Didymodactylos carnosus
Lineage: Eukaryota; Metazoa; Rotifera; Eurotatoria; Philodinida; Philodinidae
Source: the annotation of a GenBank genome assembly
AUGGUGUUGAAAAAAUUAAUUCGAAAAUUUGGCACAAGAAAGAGUGGUCAGAAAUGGCAAUGGCACAAGAUUAUUAAUACUGACUUUUCUGGAAUAUUUACAAUCGAAGGUUUUUGGAAUACUAAAAAUGAUGUCAUUUAUGCUGAACAUUCAUCUGAAAUUCCUGCUGAUUUAAGAGAAGCAUUAGUAGUAAAAUUUCCAAGUGGUGUCAUGUUGUGGGGAGCUAUUAGCUCCAAAGGCUUGAUGCCACAAAGUUGUCCUAUCAAUUUUACUCAAUUGUUACGAGAUCAACUCCCGCUUGAUAAACGUAAAAGAAUCUACAUGGCCGGUGAUUUGUAUGCUAAAUUUUUACGUGAAGAAGCUAUUCCAACAAUCAAUGAAGUGGUGAAAAAUCUAAGCGAAGUCAUAUUCCAAGAUGAUCAAGAUUCAAAACAUCGAACGAAAGUAGCUAUGGACGUUGUUUCUGAUCAUUUCGAAGAAAGAAUAGAACCAAAUGAUGGAGAUACCAAAUUUGCGGAUGUAUGGCCCAUUGAAAACAUUUGGGGAAUCCUGAAGGAAAAAACGAGAGGAAAGAAGUUUCAAAAUCUUGAUUUACUCGUUGAUUUUAUUAAUUCAGAAUGGCGAAAAAUCUCACCUGAUCAAUGUGAAGCUGAUCAAGUUCACUUUACAGCUCUAUUACGGGAGACAUCAUUCCUCGACAAAAACUGUCUACAUUUGACGAACAAACUUUUGGAUGUUGUGGAUUUUUAA